This is a messenger RNA of Cladocopium goreaui, 585 nucleotides long. NCBI's taxonomy places the organism in Eukaryota, Dinophyceae, Suessiales, Symbiodiniaceae. The record is from the annotation of a GenBank genome assembly.
AUGGCUUCGUCAGGAGUUUGUGAGUUUGCGGGCCAAGCCAAGACGCCGCUGCAGAAAGCGGAUCCUAAAGGUCCCCGAUCUUCCGUCCGACCGACGCCGGUGCCGCCACACUUUGUGGCAUCCAACCAGGUGCCCGACGAUGACUUUGUUUCGGCUUUGCGGAACAAGAGGCAAGGGCGGAACGGUAGCGCAACUUGCGCAGCCCAACUUUGCAACUUGCAGUGUGACAUGACACUGUCGGAAGUUCCAAGUGAACACCAUGGCCAAGAUUUGCUUGGUUUUCGCACGAAGGUGGAGAAGUCCGAGCUCCCCAAGAAGAUGGACGACUUGGUCAGGGAUGGGAGCGCGGGAGGUGACCCCGGUAGCGAAAGCCAACUCUCCGAGUUUUUGCGGCGCUUUCAGGCAGCUGUGGAGGCUCCGUUGAAAUCCUUCUCCAACCACUUGAAACCGGCCCUGGCACGACGGAUCCAUGUGGGCACCAUGGACUACAUGGGCGGCUCGCAUGAAGCUUAUCGCAGAACGUUCGAGUUUAUCGAGAUGACGAACACCUGGUUUGACCUCGACACUCCGACCAGGGCCACUUGA